AUGGUCUCUAGACUCGUCUUCUGGACCGGCUUCGGCCUGGCGACGCGCUUCUGGCAGCUCGGCAUCGAGAUGCGCCCAUUUUUCCACAGAAAGACCCUCUGGGCCUACCCCGUCUUCGGCGCCGUCGGUGCGAGCUUUGGAUACUGGCUGGAGGGUGUGGAUCAGAGACAGACACAGCUCCUGGAAGAGCGCAAGAACGCCAUUCUGGAGAAGAGAGCGAGGAGGGCAGAGAGGGAGGCUGCGGCUGCUGCUGCCAGCCCUUCGGUUAUCCAGGCUUAA
Podospora anserina S mat+ is the source of this 279-nucleotide messenger RNA. RefSeq lists its product as uncharacterized. The transcript is spliced from 2 exons. Bases 1 to 279 code for a protein of 92 amino acids. The record is from RefSeq and is a predicted model, not a curated record. Lineage: Eukaryota; Fungi; Ascomycota; Sordariomycetes; Sordariales; Podosporaceae.